Molecule: messenger RNA, 1556 nt
Organism: Hemicordylus capensis (graceful crag lizard)
Lineage: Eukaryota; Metazoa; Chordata; Lepidosauria; Squamata; Cordylidae
Gene: C3H11orf65
Product: chromosome 3 C11orf65 homolog
Exons: 11
Coding region: 303-1262 (319 amino acids)
Molecular function (GO): protein binding
Source: RefSeq, a predicted model, not a curated record
ACACUCGCCCAGCUGCGGGAGCUGCCGGUACAAGGGAGCGGGCGGGCUGGAGGGCAGGGAGAAAGCGCCCGCUGUGCCCACCACUGCACACUCUGGACGCUGCUGGCGCGGGACAGAAGCAGGCUCCGAGGACUGGGGAGAGCGAUGCUGCAAUCUGUAAUCUGCAUAAUCUGAAGAAAUCUCACUGAAGCGUCAAUGAAAUAUGUGAACAAUUCCAGGGAUCCUGCAGAGUGGUUUGUUCAUGACAAGGAUAAUCCAUUGUCAAGAGUAUUCCAGCAAUCAAAGAUAGAAGUAACAAAGACAUGGAUAAAAUUGGACUUUCACAACGUAUCAGAAAAGUGGAGGCUCUAAUAGAACAUCAUCGUUUUGAGUAUGAUAGACAAGACAGAGCCGCAACUAUCAUUCAGAGAGCUUGGAGAAGUUGGCUGGAUAUUGGUGUCUAUAGCUACUAUAAAGAACUAAUAGGCUUUAAACGAUGUGGGGAACCUUGUCUUCUGAUGAGAUACAUUGAACCUAUAGAGGCAGAAUACUUAGAUGGUGCAGCUGGGAUUCAUAUCAAAUUCAGACUAGGUGGACUAAAGUUCCCUCCAAGCAUAUAUUACAAAAUAUUUACCCACAGACCGAUUGUGGAUCUAUGUGCUAGCAGCCCUAAAGACUAUGCAAAGCUUGCAGCCAAAAAAGGGCAACCCCAGAAAGAGGACUGCAGUGGGUGGUACAAACGCAUAGAGAACAAUGGCUGGAGACUUCUUUCCACUCGGAUUUGGAAGUUUGCCGACCCUUUGACUACAGUGGACAAUGUAAGAGUAAAGGAAAUCCAACACUGCAGGUUACAGAAAAAGCAAGACAUGGAAAGAAAAAGGAAAAGGAGAAAAAUAGAAUGGUUGAAAAAAAUGUACUUUGGAGAAAGCCUGCAAGCAAAAACUCUGGACCCAUCUGCAACAGUCUUAAUUCAAAGAGUUACACAAGGGCUUUUCAACACUUUGGGAGAUGAAGGAAUAGAUAAUGUCAUGGAAUGGGAAGUGGAUGAAGUGUUAAAAUGGACAACUGCACUUAACUAUGAAGAAUACAUUCAGCAAUGGAAAGAAAUUGGAACAAGCAGUGUUUCAGAAGGCUACCAAGGUUUCCAGUUUACUGAACGACUUUACGACAGUCCUGAAUUAGCUCACCUACCACAGACUAUUAAAAAAAUAGCACUUUCUCAAGGUAGGAGAAUGAAUCUCAUCCCAAAACAGCCAGUACCAACGAACACCCCAUUUAACUGAAAGGAGGUUUCAGUGAGGAAAAAAACAACCUGACAACUUUACAAGCAUCAGCUACAGUACAACUACAGUAUAAAGCUUCAGGAGACCAAACUAAACAAGAUGAAUUUAGAAAGAUAAUGUUAGUAUCUGAUUGUGCAAGCCUGGUUUAUUCAGGCACAUUAACAUACAAUCCAAAUGCAUUUGAAAUCAAAUCUAGUUUUACAGUGGUAUAAUGUUAAGCUACCUUGGGUAAAUGAUAUAUAUUUAUAUUUAGAAUGGCAAUUUAUACAUUAUAAUAAAAACAGCAUUCCACAA